AUGCCUUCGGAACGCCUUCUGUAUCGGGCGAAGAUGCAGGAUCCGGCAUCCGGACUUCCAAUCUACGUGUUUGACACAACCUUUUUACCCGUGAGACUGAUUGAGGCUGGAAGUUCAGAUAUUAGCAUCAGAAACUUUGCUGCCAAACUGUGGGAACAUAUUCCAACAGACACACCUUUCUGCUUAGUAUUCUUUACCACGGUAUUUAGCAAGUACGAUCUUUCUUCUCAGGAUCGGCUCCGUCUGCCAUUCAAUCUCAUAAAGAUAUUUCAGGUGCUAACUGCCGAAAAAAGACAAAUGCUUUCAAAGGUGUACAUGGUGCACGGAAACUGGCUCGUAAAGUCAUUUGUCGAACUUUUCAGGCCCCUAUGGGGUACGAGUCACGUGAUUGUGCAUUGCAAGAACUUGAAACAGCUUUCAGAGAACAUGGAUAUUACUGCAAUGCCAAUUUCACUCCUGACAUACGUUGUGGAUCGGGCAGUGUACAAAAAUAGGGCUCUUUCACCCAGAAUGAUGAGGAAGAUGCCAAUUUUGUACGGAACACCACUUAUUGUAGCAAAUGGGUUUGCAUUCAGACAGUUUUCUCGCAUUUAUAAUAACCUCAUGGCUUAUUUGAAGACCCCAAAGUUGAACUUCAAGCUUUCAAGGGAUGAAUGGCAGAUGGUGAUGCGAUUCAACUAUCUUGAUGAUGAGACCAGACUCACAAUCUCGAUUUUGAGCGGGUGCAUAAAACGGAACCAGUGCGUUUUUAUGUCGGACUUUUCGUUUCUUGAGCAUUACAUCAUCCUGAUGAAAUUCAUAUACAAGUUGAGCGAGUCCUAUGAGCCCAUCCUUCCCCUUUCGGCGGUUAUAAACACAAGCUGCGACUGGGACAAUGCUGAGGAACUCAAUGCGGUUUUCAACAAUUUAUUAGUGUAUCAACAUGGGUCAACAGAUACUGAAAGCACUGAUAUGGAUGCUAGCAAUCCUCCCCUAUAUGACAACUCAUACAUCUUGAUCAAGUUGUUCAAAUUCUUCCACACGCUUCUGGAAAAGUUAAACGAUGAGGUUGACGUGUUUGAAGACUACAAGGAGUUUCCAGAAAACGUGAAACGAAGACAGAUUCUGCGACUUAUUCUUGCAUUCACGAAAGUGUUGUACGAUGAUGAUCCAGACCUUGAAGAUGCAGAUGGAUCUGGCUUUGAUGCACUUUUCAAGUUUGUAUAUGCUGUAAUGAGGCACUACACUCGGCUUAGAGUAUUUGGGACCUCUGCAACACUGGAAGAGUUUAACAACUACAUUACUAUUGAGGACUCGAUUGGUUUUGGAAGGUUCAAAGAUCGGGUUCUUGCAGCUUUGGAGAAGCGUGAUGAUCGGAGUAUUAGAUCUGAUGGAACAAUAGAGGAGAAAAGAGAAGAAAGUAGGGUUGUGGAUGAUAAUGAAGGAAACAAAGUGCAUAAUAAUAAAGGAAACAGAGUGCAUAAUAAUGAAGAAAACAAAGUGCGUAAUAAUAAAGGAGGAGUACCAGAAUACAACAAUGAAGAUGAAAGGGGAAUUAAGGAGGGUACUGAAAUAAGAACUGAUGCAAGAGAUAAAGCAGAAAAUGAAGAAGAAGUGAAAGCAAAUGCUGUGGUGGAUAGGAAAGCAGAUAGAGCAGAUACCAAUGAAGAAGAUGGGAGAGAAGAAGGGGUUGGUGAUAGUGAGCAGGAGAAAACGGAAAUAAAGAAAGAACUACAAAAAGACCAAACACAAAUUAAGAGAAAUGAUAAAACAGAGACUGACGAAGAGAACAAGAAAGUGGCCACACCGAAUCACACAACCAAAGAUAUUGAAAUACCUACAGACUCUGAAAAUUCUAAGGACAAAGCACUAGGCACCAUCCAAGACACGGAAAUACAUACAGACUCUGAAUUUUCCACCAAAAACAACCCAUCGGAGAUAUCUCUGGAAACAUCUUCCAAGACAUCAUUUGAAACAAAUUCCGAACUUGCUACAACGAUAUCUUCAGAAUCAACAUCAGAGACACUUGAGCAAAACUUGUGUGGCGAUUUCCGAUCGCUGCUCAAAACAAGAACAAAGCCGGCAGAGAAAGAAAAACCAACGAAGAUAAAGGAGAAAAGACGCAGGUGGACAAAUGAGCUGGUAAAGCCGUCAGAUCAGCUCACAUCACGGCUAAUAAAGUACACAGAGAAGGAUCUUAUUGUACAGAAGGAGAGAACAAAGCUCAGCGGCUCGUUUACAGACAAAAAAGGCCGGUCCAAGCCAAUUAAAGGCCGCAAAGUGAGCGAGUUGGCGCAGCUAUACGAGCAGCGGCUUUUUGGCGAGUCAAACGCGUGA
Molecule: messenger RNA, 2316 nt
Organism: Brettanomyces bruxellensis
Lineage: Eukaryota; Fungi; Ascomycota; Pichiomycetes; Pichiales; Pichiaceae
Exons: 1
Coding region: 1-2316 (771 amino acids)
Source: RefSeq, a predicted model, not a curated record